GUGCGCGCGCUGCAGCCACCGUCAGUUGUGUCUCGUGCGAAUGCUGGUUGUUGUCGGGCUCCUAGAGUGUUUACCCCGGUUUAUAAAUCACCCACUUCCUUAAAAAAAAAACAGAAGAAAUCUAUCUAUCUCUCUAUAUAUUUUUACUAUUAGUGUACAGGAAAGGACCAACCUGCUGUGAAAAAAGGGGAUUUUUUCUAAGUAAUGUCGAAUCCCGGAGCUCGAAGGAACGGGUCAAGCAUUAAAAUCCGGCUGACAGUGUUGUGUGCAAAAAAUCUGGCUAAGAAGGAUUUCUUCAGAUUACCUGACCCUUUUGCCAAAAUUAUUGUAGAUGGCUCUGGACAGUGUCACUCGACAGACACGGUGAAAAACACGCUUGAUCCAAAAUGGAACCAACACUAUGACUUGUACAUUGGAAAAGCAGACUCAAUUACUAUAAGCAUAUGGAAUCACAAGAAAAUACAUAAGAAACAGGGAGCUGGCUUUCUGGGCUGUGUUCGGCUGCUAUCAAAUGCCAUCAGUAGGCUAAAGGACACUGGCUACCAGCGGUUAGAUCUAUGCAAGCUCAAUCCCACAGACAGUGAUACAAUACGAGGGCAAAUAGUAGUAAGUUUACAAACGCGAGAUCGAAUAGGAACUGGUGGCCCUGUUGUAGAUUGCAGAGGACUAUUGGACAAUGAUCUACCUGAGGGGCCACUUUUUGAAGAUUCUGGACCUGGAAGGCCGCUAAGCUGUAUUAUGGAGGACACCGUACCAUUUACAGACAUGACAGGUGCUGCGGGUGGAGGGAACUGCCAACUGAUAGAGUCUCCAAACCAGGAACAGAGACUUCAGACACAGCGCAUCCGAAAUUUUGGGGUUCGAGUUCAAAUGCAUACGCCACAGAGCCGGCCUCAAGGCCAUCAGUCACCUGUAUUGCCAGAGGGAUAUGAGCAGCGAACAACUGUACAGGGACAGAUUUAUUUCCUGCAUACACAGACUGGAGUCAGCACUUGGCACGAUCCUCGAAUUCCAAGAGAUCUUACAAAUUUUAACUAUGAUGAGCUCGGUCCUUUGCCUUCUGGGUGGGAAGUCAGAAGUACAGUGUCAGGAAGAAUAUAUUUUGUGGACCACAACAACAGAACUACACAGUUUACAGAUCCCAGACUGCACCAUAUAAUGAACAAUCCAUCUCAGUUGAAGGAAUCAAGCCAGCCGUUGCCAGUGCAGACAGAGGCACCGGUGGAUGAAGGGGAGGGAGAAUGGUCUGUCCCAAGAUGCGAGCGAGAUCUAGUACAGAAGUUGAAAGUCCUGAGGCACGAACUUGCUUUGCAGCAACCGCAAGCCGGGCACUGCCGCAUUGAAGUCUCCAGAGAUGAAAUCUUUGAGGAAUCAUAUCGACAAGUGAUGAAAAUGAGGCCAAAAGACUUGAAGAAGCGUUUAAUGGUUAAAUUUAGAAGUGAAGAAGGUCUGGAUUAUGGUGGAGUUGCCAGGGAGUGGUUGUAUUUGCUUUGUCAUGAAAUGUUGAAUCCUUACUAUGGACUAUUUCAGUAUUCAACUGAUAAUAUCUACACGCUACAGAUCAACCCAGAUUCUGCAGUUAAUCCUGAACAUUUGUCAUACUUUCAUUUUGUGGGUCGGAUAAUGGGACUUGCCGUAUUCCAUGGUCACUAUAUUAAUGGGGGUUUCACAUUACCAUUCUACAAGCAACUGUUGGGUAAACCUAUCCAGUUAUCAGACUUGGAAACUGUUGACCCAGAAUUGCACAAGAGCCUGGUUUGGAUCCUUGAAAAUGACAUCACACCUGUACUUGAUCAUACAUUUUGUGUUGAGCACAACUGUUUUGGUCGGAUUAUUCAACAAGAGCUCAAACCAAAUGGCAGAAAUGUUCCUGUAACAGAGGAGAAUAAACGAGAAUAUGUAAGGCUUUACGUGAACUGGCGGUUUAUGAGAGGAAUCGAGGCACAAUUUCUGGCUUUGCAGAAGGGAUUUAAUGAGCUUAUUCCACAACAUCUACUUAAACCUUUUGAUCAGAAGGAAAUUGAGCUGAUUAUUGGUGGGUUGGGAAAGAUUGACAUAAAGGACUGGAAAGCUAAUACACGCCUAAAGCACUGUACCUCGGACAGCAAUAUUGUGAAAUGGUUCUGGCAAACAGUUGAGAUGUUUGAUGAAGAAAGGAGAGCACGGCUUCUUCAGUUUGUGACCGGAUCUUCCCGGGUACCUCUGCAGGGAUUCAAAGCACUACAAGGUUCUACAGGUGCUGCAGGCCCAAGACUUUUUACCAUCCAUCUGAUUGAUGCCAACACAGAGAACCUUCCCAAAGCACAUACUUGUUUUAACCGUAUAGACAUUCCUCCUUAUGAGUCCUAUGAGAAGCUUUACGAGAAGUUGUUGACAGCAGUUGAGGAGACUUGUGGCUUUGCAGUGGAGUGAAGUACAUGAAUAUUUGCUUUGAAGUUGUUAAGAACACUACAGAAAGGAAGUUCUAUGAGCUUCUUGUUGAGCAGCGCACUGUAUGAUCAGGAGAACUAACAAUUCGCUCACAUGGUUACUAUAACUUACAAGUGACAUAAUGAUGCUGAUCAACUCAAAAACGGAAAGGUGUUAGGAUUUCGAGAAGAGCAAACUAGGAAGCUCAUAAGUGAAGAAGAUACUGUAUCUGUAAGACAGAAAAUGGACCUGUUUCAGUUGUAUUAUACAUUUUUAAGUUGUGUGCUUGAAACUUUAUUUCAAGAACUUUGCACAGUGAAAGAGGACAGAUCCUUGCACAUUUCACUUCUUCCCUUCAUUCCUUUCCCUUUUUGCCCCACCCCACUCAAAAUAGUUGUCCAAUGGAGACUUUUCAUUCUUCCAAGUGCUGAAAGUAGCAUUUAGAAAUACUGGAUGUUAGAUGAGAAAUAGCUCUGUUUAUAGCUACAGUGUUCCUUUUUUUAUCAACUCUUUCAGCGCAGGCAGUAGCUAUACUUGCAGUGUGUUUUAAUCAAAUCAGAUUAUUUUUAACCUAUAUUUUGUUAAGAGAGUUAUAUUCCUCCACUGUAUGCUGAGUAACUUUUUAAGAAUAUUUACAAAUAUAUAUAUAUAAAAAAUACAAAACAUUUUGUUCCAUGAGAUGAACCUUUGAGUACUAAAAUCACGUUUUGGCUGUAAAAUUAAAAUUAUCACAUUAAAAUUUUGUUCUUAGAACAUUUUGAGCUAAGAAAUCAUGUGGGUCUUUGCAUUUCUGGAAUUCCAUUUUAUAAUACAAAUAAAAUAGAAUAUCAGUUUUACAGAAUUUAAUCAUUAAAAAAAGUCUGCAUAUGUUGAAACCUGAAAGUGUCUUUCAGUACUCAAAAGAUUAAUCCAGAAUUGUCAUUUCCAUAGGAGUCCGGCGUUGAAAGAGUUAAUGGGGAAAUAACAGGCACUGUUUGUAGCAAAUGGUGCUUUUCCAAGUCCUUUUUUUUUGUAAAUGUGGUUUAUCUUUAAAUCUGCUUUUUUUUUUUACUUUUAUGUUCAAUGCUAAGGUGGGAACCUGCAAUGGCAGUCUAUCAUGAAAUGCUUAAGUUUUGUAAGCAAAAGUCAAGAAAUGUGCCAAGUGUGAAAUUGGUUGACUCAUUAUUAAAUUAGUUAACCAAUUAAAACUAUCAGUAGAUUAGGCAGAUCAGUGCAGAACCUUAAAUUAUGAAAUCUUUGUAUGUUGACACUUGCAUCAAUGUCUUUACAAUUUACUGCACCUUUUACAAAUUCUGCAAGUUUUGUCUUUUGUUUCUAGAUGUUAAAUUUGUACUUUGAAAAUUAUUUUCAGGUUAUUUUUAAUGAAUUAGCAUUUUUAUGGAAACCUAAAUAAGUGAAAAGGAAGUUAUCUAUAUUGUAUUGGCGAUGUUGACUGAUUUAAAGAGAGUACUGCAGCUUUAAACAGAAAUCAUUCAUGAGUUGAUGGCGACCAUUGUUUUUAUAAAUUCCAGUCAUCUGUACUUUUUUAAAGAGACAAUAUUCCUUUCCUUUGAUUUUGUUAAAUUAUGUACCAUAUAUUUCAAACUAAAAUUGUGUGAUCCCAAACCAAA
Messenger RNA from Carcharodon carcharias (great white shark), 4019 nucleotides. It is a transcript of the gene smurf1, whose product is annotated as SMAD specific E3 ubiquitin protein ligase 1. Bases 205 to 2412 code for a protein of 735 amino acids. Gene Ontology annotation, molecular function: ubiquitin protein ligase activity; protein binding. Gene Ontology annotation, biological process: negative regulation of BMP signaling pathway; ubiquitin-dependent protein catabolic process. Lineage: Eukaryota; Metazoa; Chordata; Chondrichthyes; Lamniformes; Lamnidae. The transcript has 18 exons. The record is from RefSeq and is a predicted model, not a curated record.